GGUAUCUGGAGUGUCUGGUUAUCAACUGUCUGGAGUGACGCCCUUUGAGGGGGACCUCCACUUAUUAUUACUGUUUCCCUCGUCCCUCAUGCCGCUACCAUCAUGAUUCUUUUAGAAAUUAACAACAGAAUCCUUGAGGAAACACUCACGGUGAAGAUUAGAAAUAGUUUAAAUGGCAAUAAAGCAGAGUCCAUUGAUGUAACUAUAGCAGACUUUGAUAGCGUGCUCUACCACUUAUCUAACCUUAAUGGUGAUAAGUCAAAAAUACUGGUGAGCAUCUCCUUAAAGUUUUACAAGGAGUUGCAAGAACAUGGAGCAGAUGACCUUAUCCAACAAGAAUAUGGCAGCCUUCUCAUGUCCGAAUCAGAGUCCGGUUUUAACGUAUCCCUCCUGCUGGACCUGGAGAAACUCCCCGAGGACUGGCAGUCGCUGGUCAAAAAGAUAGGGCUGCUCAAGAGGAACUGCUUUGCGUCGGUCUUCCAGAAAUAUUUUGAAUUCCAGGAACAAGGGCUGGAUGGUCAGAAGAAAGCAAUUAUACACUACAGAGAUGAGGAAACAAUGUACGUGGAGGCAAAGGCGGACAGAGUGACAGUGGUGUUUAGUACAAUCUUCAAGGACCCAGACGAUGUAGUUAUUGGCAAAGUUUUUAUGCAAGAAUUCAAGGAAGGUAAAAGAGGAAGUCAAACAGCGCCCCAUGUGUUAUUCUCUCACAAGGAGCCCCCACUAGAACUUCAAGAUACUGAGGCUAGACAAGGAGAAAAUAUCGGAUAUGUUACAUUUGUGUUAUUUCCCCGGCAUACGUGUAAGGCUGCGAGAGACAACACCAUAAACCUGAUUCACAUAUUCCGGGACUACUUGCACUACCACAUCAAGUGCUCCAAGGCUUACAUCCACUCCCGUAUGCGAGCCAAGACCACCGACUUCCUCAAGGUUCUCAACAGAGCGCGCCCAGAACCAAAUAAAUCUUCAUCGGAGAAGAAAACCGCAUCGGGUCGGGCAUUCAUGCGUGCCAACUGAUAGUGGAUGUUGUUUCGUAUUGAGUUAAGUGUCAACAUGAUCAACAUCUCCAUCUUGCUGUGAUUGGCUGCUGGGAACGUCCAGGGCAUGUUGUGUAGCAGUGGUUUAGCUCCAUUAGUGCUAGGACACAUGUUGGUCAUCACCUUGGAGUUUCAUCGAGCUAAUUUUUUUUCAGUGAGUGACUUUCGGAAAUCGGUGCUGGACUUAAGUACUGCAAGUACACGUACUUGUGUUUUUAUUUUAUUGCACAAAGUGAUAAUGAAGUUGAAAAAUUGCAUUAGCUGCUUUUUCUAUGGCCGUGCAUACUCCAUGUUCCCAAAAGGCAGAUUGCUGAGACUCUUAUAUAGCUUUUGCAGAUGAAGUUGUAGGUGAGCACCUCAUGUGCAGAGUGCAGUUGUUGUUGAUUAUUAGUAUCUUGAACCCAUACAGUUUUAUUCCCCAGUGACACUUGUCACAACCAUAUAGAUAGGAAUUAGCCUUUAUAAAGCCACUAUAAAUAAUACUUUACUUUUGAAUAUAUAGUCGUUAGAAAAUAAGCCUUUAUGAAGAAUCUGAGAAGAGUAUUCUACUUGUGAGCAUUUGGAGUCUUAGCCUUCUACCAUUUAGGGAUAUGGUCAUAUAAUUGGGUAAACCGCUGCUGUCGUCGUCCACCUCUUCCCUGUGGCCAUAAUCUUUCUUCCAAUGUUAGGAGCCAAUAUGGGGAAAUGCCACCAUGGGGUCAUAGAUUUAGGAUCUGAAAAUGUGCAGAAAACAAAAAAGUCAAAGGCCUGACUGCCAACCACCAAAGUUGUGUAGGUUUAGUUUAAGCUCAUUGAUUCUCAUACAACUAACCCCUCAAGUGCAGUGAAAGCAGGAAGUGUGUUGAGUGAGCAGUUCACUCUGCUAGCAAGUGAAGGAAUAACUACUUCCGGUAAUUUGGGUUUAACAUUCAUACUGCAGACCAAUUUGGGAUUAGUUCAUGAGUAUACAAUGAGGCUCUGGCUGGCAUUACCAUUCCUUAAACUCUUCCAAUCAGGAAAUUGAAACUUUUCAGUAUUUGUUGUGAUUGCCUUGGCCAGAUUAAGAAUUUUGUCUCCAUUUUCAUAAUGAGAAGGAAAAAAAAAAGAAUGAUUAUAUUUAGAGUAAUAUUGUUUUGAUUUAUUGGUGUUUAAAGAUAUUAAGAAUACUGUAUUAUAGUCCAAAUCUGUGGUCUAGGAUGAUAAUGGCAGAUCUCAUGCAUUUCACACAAUCAAGUAUCGGGUGUACAGUACUAGCUAUGGGGUGAUAUUUCACUAAAUGCUUUGGUGAGACACUGACUGGUAACUCUGUUAAUCUUUAUUUCUUAGAAAUUGUGACAGAUCUUGCUCAUAUGUGGUAUAAUAUUAUGACACGUUAGUAUACCCACCCAGUAUAUAGGCUAAUUAUGUAUGGUUUAACUGUAAAAAUAUUGUUAUUCUUCACAACUAUGAUAAUGAGAAUAUUACUUGCAUAGGUCAGUAGAUUUUUUAUAUUUGAUUUUGUGUUUGUGUUUAUUUCAAUAGGGGUAAAUAUGAAGUAAUUAUUAAAUCCUGGAGUAUCAAACAUUGUCUGUGUGUGAGACGAUGGUUAUUGGAUAUAUGGGCACUAAAACUAUACCCAGUUCCACUGAGGUGUUCUUAUCUUGUUGAAGAGAUAAGUGAUGCACACGCUUGAAACUUUUGUCCGUACGUUAUCAUAGAUAUAGUCGAGUGUCUCCGAAGUCCCAUACCUUAUCCCCCAUCCAUUUUCUUGUGUCAACUGAUAAAUGACUACAUUACUAUGAUUGUUGAGAUCCCCAUCUGCUUAUUUAUGUCUGGAUGGAACUGUUACAUAGAGUGGUGAACAUUUGUAAAUAUUUUAGUAAGAUGGAAGGUAUUAUGAAACUUUAAACAGUUUCUCCCUGAUUAAUGUCAUUGUUUUGAUGUGGUGGUGGUGGUGCCUUCCUUCAUCAAUGUCUUCAUACCAUUUAUUAAGAGUAAAGUAUCAAUUCCGUGGUUCACUUGGGAUUAUUUAUGAGUCGGAAGUAUUUGACGAGUUUGUAAAAAGAAAAUAUCUUUAAGUAAGCACAUGACCAAAGUACUGCGCAGAUGUUGAGUGAUAUUCUGCCUGUUGAUUAUGGUAUGACUUAGCACAUGUGUUAUCGAGCUGAGAGUGUCUCAUGUCAAGACACCAUUUUAUAUAAUAUAUAUAUAUAUAUACUCUUAAAAAAAACAUUCCUAAUAUUUUGUGCCAUUAUUCUCUUAUUUUGCCAUUUGCUCCUCUUUAUUAUCUCUCAUUGCAAUAUUUAUUUAGUCUCUUGUUAGUUUUUCCUCAGCUUACAAGUCUUCAUUACAGGUGUGACACAAGGUUGUUUCUAGUACAGGUACCAGAGUGUACAGAACAGGUGCAUACUUAUGGCGACACACACACAAGAAUAUUAAGCCGGGAGAUCCGACGUGACGUAGAGUUAUGGUAUUGGUCGAGUACGUGAUUAGGGAAGGCAGCACCCCCCCCCCCUCCCCCACUAUCCUAAUACUACUAUUCCGAGUGACUUAUGUUGUUGUUAAUUGAUUUUGAAUGAUUGUGGACCCAUACUGUUUGGAUGUGCUUGGUAAUAAUAAUAAUAUUUUCUUCGAGGAACUUGUCUGGGUCAUUUUGGGUACGAUCAAGCUUCCUAUUCCAGUACGACGGGAGUUCCUGGGUUUUGUUCCCCCUCCUGCUCCCGCGUGUUAUGGUAUGCCUGUGGCCGUACAUCUUUCCUGCUUUGCUGAGUACUUGCAUAUUUGGUCUUGCUUUUUUUUUUAUUGAGGGAAGGAUUUUUUUUUUUUUUUGUGAAUUAUAUUACUGUAUUUUGCACUUGAAAAAAAAAUUUUUGUCAUAUAUUUUCAUUGGGAAUAUUUUAAGGAGUGUCGUCACAGAAUAAAGGGAGUCCUGAGUGUCCCGCCUACUGUUCGGACCUCCUCGAGAUAACCCCAAAUUAAAGCGUAAAUAGGUUUGACGAUCUUGAAAAAAAAGUUAUUGUUUACAGAGGCUUAGUUUAUGAUUAUUUGAUGAUACAAGUAUAAGGAGUCAAUAGGUGGGGUUAUUUCUUUCUCUCUUUCUAAAUAUUGUUAUACUGUUGGCUUAUGAGUCAUGUUCGCAGUUGUUAGUAGGAGUUUGCCGAAAAGACCAGUGCAGCGGUGCGGUGUUUAUCAAGUUUUGUGUUGUGAUUAUUUCCCCUCCCCUCUCUCCCCUUCUGAGAAACUGAUGAGGACCCACUUGCGAUAACCAACACAUUUCCCUACCAUAGAUUGUAGAGAGGUAAAGAAAACACAAUGACAUUCAACUUAUUUUGCUAAAUUUCGGAGUUAACGGUAACCGAAAGACCGGAACCUUUAUUGUGUGCUGUGUUCUUUUAUUGUCAUGCAGUCUGGAAUAUUUUGUAAAGUAAAUCACAUAUCUUGUUAGAUUUUUCUCAACAAGGGUUUACCAUUAUGAGUGGCAUUUGAUGGUGAGAGUUCAAUAGGUACUGUAUACAUUAUCUGAUGAUCCCUUCCCUCGAGGAUUUUAUGGCAACAACAUAGCCAAGGUCUUGUUAGUUAUUUUGGUCUAUGUCUUGUUUGUAAGUUGGGACCUACAGUAAAUAUAUUGCACUGCUGAACUCCAAAUGCUACUGAUAUAUAUAUUGAUACAUGGAGCCUAAAAAAAUAUACUGAAAUAAUAAAAAGAGAGGUAUACUGUAUAACAUAAUUAAACAGUUGUGUGUUCAUUUCUAAAUCAGUUCUGUCUCAGUAAAGCUUUUUAUUGUUUCACGUUUUUAUUUGACAUUUUUUUAUUCCUCUGCCAGUCAAGUAUACUUCAUUUGGAUGGGAUAGGGUAUUAUUCCUCCUUUUUGAAUAUUUUUUUGCUUUGUGCACAUGAUGUGUGUUCUUGGCCUGAUGACGUUUCACUGCCAAAUUAGAAGAAUCGUAGCAUUUACCCACAGAUCAAGUUAUGUGCAAUUCCACUUUUUGACAGCAUUAGCAAAAAAAUUCUCCAAAGUUCUUUAAUUAUUAUAAAUAUAUUUUCCAAGAUUCUUCAGUAAUAAUUCUGCACAUUAUAUAUAACUGAUGUCAAUUUUUUUUUCUAAUAAAGCUCAAUACAUAUAUAUAAUUUAAACUUUAUGUCAGCUGUUGGAAGCUUCAAGAUAGAACUGUGGGGUGUUGGAGUGUUAAGCUUGACAAAUCCAAGAAACAGUAUUUGCCAGCUAGUAGGAAACGACCCUUAAUACUUAAGCAUGUGGAAACGUUAAUAUUGCCAGGUGUGGUAAAUACUUUUGGCGUGUACAUUCUAUAUAUUUAUAUACGGUGCAGUACUCAUUUUACUAAUGUUGAUAAAUUUAGAACUGGCUUUAUUGAAUAACAUCAUAUUAUAUAUUUGCAGUGUAACAAUCUUCAUGGCUUCCUUACAAUGAUUGAAAACUUGUUUGUGAAGAAUGAGAGAAAGCUUUUCACUCUUUAACAUUUUUAACCACUUUGUGUACUGUAACCCUCUUCAUCGAAUUAUUGGCUGUUAUGUGCACUCUAACACUCAAGGAGAGGUUUACCACUGCAUAAAGAACGGACAGGAACAAAAGCCUUGACUGUAUUAUUUAAGUCUUAUGCUCCCACUUAAAACAGAGGGACUCUAGUAUUUGUUGAAGAAGUCAGUCCUCAAAUAUCAUCACUGGUUCUUGUCCCACAUACUUACUAGCUGUUAUAGAGUAUUAAAAGAACAACCACUUCACGCUAUGCGUUCCUUAACUUUCAAAAUGUGCAAAGAAUGACUUAGACCUAAUGAUUUGUAAUAAACAUUUUAUCAACCAAGAGUAUGCAAUAAAUUAUAUAUGAAAUAC
Messenger RNA from Homarus americanus (American lobster), 5845 nucleotides. It is a transcript of the gene Arpc2, whose product is annotated as probable actin-related protein 2/3 complex subunit 2. Lineage: Eukaryota; Metazoa; Arthropoda; Malacostraca; Decapoda; Nephropidae. The record is from RefSeq and is a predicted model, not a curated record. Gene Ontology annotation, cellular component: actin cytoskeleton; Arp2/3 protein complex. The transcript has 7 exons. Gene Ontology annotation, biological process: Arp2/3 complex-mediated actin nucleation; actin filament polymerization. Bases 103 to 1017 code for a protein of 304 amino acids. Gene Ontology annotation, molecular function: actin filament binding; structural constituent of cytoskeleton.